Melitaea cinxia (Glanville fritillary) is the source of this 823-nucleotide messenger RNA. RefSeq names its product FAD synthase-like. The coding region runs from base 72 to 818 and encodes 248 amino acids. The record is from RefSeq and is a predicted model, not a curated record. NCBI's taxonomy places the organism in Eukaryota, Metazoa, Arthropoda, Insecta, Lepidoptera, Nymphalidae. The transcript has 5 exons. Gene Ontology annotation, biological process: FAD biosynthetic process. Gene Ontology annotation, molecular function: FMN adenylyltransferase activity.
UUUUUUAAAGUUUAAUCUACAUUUUCCAUUUUACUAUGACCUCGGAUUAGUUCACAAGAAAGUUAGCCAUCAUGGAUUUGGAAGAUUACUCUUCAGUUCUUGAGGAAACUGAACAGGUUAUGCGAGAAUGCUUUACUAAAUUUCAAAUAGACGAAGUUUUUCUAUCAUUCAACGGCGGAAAGGAUUGCACUGUUCUAUUAGACGUUACAAUAAAUAUAUUAAAGGAUUUAUACAAAAGAGAUGAUGUAGCAGAAGAUCUGAAAAUAUUAUACAUAAGAACCGUAGGACCGUUUAGAGAAAUAGAAAAUUUUGUGAAUGAAAUAGAACAACAUUACGGCGUUCAAUUAAUAGUUACCGAAGGGGAAAUGAAGAUCACGUUACAAAGGAUAUUAGAACAAGAUAGCAAACUAAAGGCGUGUUUAAUGGGCACAAGGCGAACUGAUCCGUAUAGCGAAGAUUUGAAAUUCAUGCAGAAAACAGAUGCCGGUUGGCCACAGAUGAUACGAGUGUCGCCAUUGUUGAAUUGGAGCUACCACCAGAUAUGGAGUUACAUCUUACAAAGACAAGUGCCUUAUUGUAGUCUAUAUGAUCGAGGGUAUACUUCAAUUGGUAGCAUACACAACACUUGGCCCAACCCUUCCCUUGCCUACAAAGAUGAAUACGGUCAAAUAGCCUAUAGGCCAGCUUGGUUACUAAAAGAUCCCACUGAAGAAAGAUCAGGACGAGGCACAAACAAACAUAAUAAAGGACAAGUGUUAACAGUACAAAAUUUAGAUAACGGCAAUUGUAUAGGUGAAAUUAAGUCAAAUAUAUUAUGAUUUGA